Messenger RNA from Phytomonas sp. Hart1, 796 nucleotides. The record is from the annotation of a GenBank genome assembly. Lineage: Eukaryota; Euglenozoa; Kinetoplastea; Trypanosomatida; Trypanosomatidae.
GCUUCUCUUUCUGCCAAGACUUAAAGUAGGUAAAUUCACGAAUUGGAAAGUCAUACACAUACACACAAAGAUGGAGGUCAUCCGUGAAACGAUGGUUUUAGAAAACAGCGGAGUGAACGUACAAAUACCCGGUAAAGGUAUGCGCAAGCUUUUAUCUAUUAAUUCCAUCAGUGUACCACGCAUUUUAGACCUUUUAAAAGAACUAUCCCCUGAUAGUUCGAGUUCUUCGUUGGGUACUCUCCUUCCAAAUGUCAUGGCAAUGACCGAGGCUCCUUUAGGUGAUAUGGCAGAUAUAGAUUACGAAAGUGAGGAUGGCACAGAAAAAACAAUCUCACUUACCAACAAAGAAACAGACAAAAACCAUGAGACGCUUUUGAAUGCUUUGAAAAAGAACUUUGAAGGAAUUAUUGCACUUGGUAAGGUUGCAGGUCUGACAGAAAAUGAAAUGAGCGUUUUAUUUACUGUGUCUUUGCAAGAACACAAGGAGUUCAAACAUCAAAACGGAAUGGAGAUGCAUGAGUCUAUGGAAGAAAUGUUAGGAAAUGCCAACAUCCACGAUUCUGAAAAUUGGAACAAAUGUCAACAUCAGUAGAAGAAAGUAGAAUUGAUUUUCUCUAAGAGGAAAUAAUUGAUUUUAGGAUGAUUCGUUUUAAUAAUAAUUUACUAUUGUUGCUUUUUUACUACUCUAGCAAAGACUGGACUUAAUCAAAGUCAGUUCUGUUAUACAGUUUUCUAUGAAGUGCAAUGCAAUCCCUAAAAUAUUUCUUAUAAUUCUACUGAAUUGAUAAUAUAAUAA